AUUCGACCCAUUUGAAACGUAACGCUACAGGGUAGCUUUUGGUUCGAGGGAUGGCCACGGCAUUUGAAACUGAAAUGGGUGUAUUACCCGAACUAUCUAAGGCUGUACAAGAAAUGGACUGGAUUUUGCCUACCGACAUUCAAAGUGAAGCUGUUCCCUUAAUUCUCGGUGGAGGUGAUGUUUUAAUGGCUGCUGAAACCGGAAGUGGAAAAACAGGAGCAUUUUGUUUACCUGUGCUUCAAAUUGUAUAUGAAACACUUAAACUUCUCCAAUCUAAUAAACAGAACAAAGCUAAUAUCUUAUCAAAACAUUCAAGCGGCCAGAUGAAACUCAAUGUAUAUGAUCGUACCGAUGCUAUGGCAAUUGAUACCAAUGGGUUGCUUUGUCAAAGUCGCGAUCCGGGUGGAUGGCACGGAGCUAAAGCAAAUCGUGGAGUAAAAUGUUCAGGUCGUUAUUACUAUGAGGCGCAUGUAACUGAUGAAGGGCUAUGUCGGGUCGGUUGGUCAACUUUGAAUGCAUCACAUGAUGUUGGAACUGAUGCUGAAAGUUUCGGCUUCGGUGGAACUGGUAAAAUGUCUCAUCGUCGACAGUUUGAUUCGUAUGGUGAGGCUUUCGGGAAAGGAGAUACUAUUGGCUGUUUCUUGGAUCUUGAUAAUGGAUCCAUAAGUUGGUCAAAAAAUGGUAAAAUAUUUGGAAAAGCGUAUGACAUCCCAGCUCCCUUACGUUCUAAAGGAUUGUUCCCAUCAGUGUGUUUAAAAAAUGCUGAGUUAAGAUUUAAUUUCGGGGAUAUUGCAUUUGAUUUCCCACCACCAAAUGGUUGGAUAGGUAUCAGUUCUUGUCCAGAAACAAACUAUGUUGAAACUACUUUUACAGCUACUUCAUCUGGCUCAGUCUAUAAGUCUAAACCAAAUGCCCCACUGGCUUUGAUUAUUGAACCUUCUCGUGAACUAGCAGAACAAACUUAUGAACAAAUUAAAAAAUUUAAACGUUAUUUAAAAGAUCCACGUCCUCGUGAGUGCUUGUUAAUUGGUGGUGCCAACAGUAAACAACAAAUGGAUGAAUUACAUUCUGGGGUUGAUAUUGUUGUGGCUACUCCCGGACGCUUGGAUGAUCUUAUUUCGACACAGUCUCUUCUGUUAAGCAACUGUCGUUUUUUUGUCUUGGAUGAAUGUGAUGGUCUUCUGUCUGCUGGUUAUGGAGAUAUGGUUUCUCGAAUACACAAACAAAUACCUAAGGCUACUGCUGAUGGAAAUCGUUUACAAAUGAUUGUUUGUUCGGCGACUCUUCAUUCCAUGGAUGUUAAACGAUUAGCUAAUAAAUUGAUGCAUUUUCCUGUAUGGAUAGAUUUAAAAGGUCAAGAUAGUGUCCCAGAAACGGUACAUCAUGUGGUGUGCCUUAUUGAUCCCAACAAUGAUACAUCGUGGAAAGAAUUAAUGAAAUCAAAUAAACAUAUACAAACAGAUGGGGUCCACAUGAAAGAUCAACUUAAUCCUAAUUCGAGUACUCCAGAGGUUUUGUCAGAAGCUGUAAAAUUACUAAAAGGCGAGUAUGUCAUUCGUGCAAUUAAACAGCAAAAUAUGGAUCGCGCACUUAUUUUCUGUCGUACAAAAUUGGACUGUGAUAAUCUGGAACAGUAUUUCAUAUCAAUGGGUGGUGGACCUAAUCGUCGUGAUUCACCAUUUACUUGCGUUUGUCUUCAUAGUGAUCGAGCUCCUCCGGAACGUAAAGCAAAUUUGCAAAAGUUCAAGAAUGGAGAUGUUCAUUUUCUUAUAUGUACAGAUGUUGCUGCACGUGGUAUCGAUAUAACUGGUCUCCCAUAUGUAAUUAAUGUGACAUUGCCAGAUGAAAAACAAAAUUACGUGCAUAGAAUCGGUCGUGUAGGUCGUGCUGAAAGAAUGGGUCUGGCGAUCAGUCUAGUUUCAACUGUCAAAGAAAAAGUAUGGUAUCACUCUAAUUGUUCUACACGUGGUCGUGGCUGUUAUAACACUCGUUUGUUAGAUCAAGGCGGUUGUUGUACUUGGUACAACGAGCCUAAUUUAUUAAACGAAAUUGAAGAACACUUAGGUGUGACCAUCGAUACGGUGGACAAAAAUUUAACUAUACCCGUGAAUGCAUUUGAUGGGAAAGUUGUAUAUGGUCAGAAAUUGAAGAAAAUGGCACCGAAAUAUGAAAGUCAUGUGAAUAUUUUAGCAUCUUCCGUUAAAGAACUGGAUAAUCUUGAAAAGCGAUCACAACAAGAUUUUUUGCGUUUACGAUAUGACGAAGAAUUAGCAAUAUGAAAUUAUAUGGAGUUAAUUUCUCAUUAAUUGAGUUAUUGUUACUGUUUUUUUAUUUUGCUGAGUUUGUUUACUUCUCCUUCGUAAUAACACUACUGAUAAUAAUGAUUGUUAUUAUUAUUAUUCACUUGUAAUUUUGCCAACAAAUGAAUUAGUGGAAUUGGUCUGUUGAUAUUAUACUUAAAUACACUGGUUAAUUGAUAUGAUAUUUUAAAUUAACAUCUAGGUUGUAAUGUGUAUGUCUUUCACUUAUUGCGCAAGCUCGCCAUUUAAAAUAUAAAUUUUGAUGUGAAUGUUCUGAGUAUAACCUAAAUAAACAGUUGUUUAUUGGAUUACUUGUGUAUUUCAGGCAAUUAACUAAAUUUUACUCGAGAAGUAAUACUGUUAUUCACAGAUGUAUAUCUAAUUAGUAUGGCUCGUUUAAUUGUAAUGUCCAGUUUAUCAGUUUUUUGUAUUUAGACAAAUUAGAUUGCUCUUUUGAGCUUUGAUCUAUGAAAACGAACUCCCUAUACUUUGAUACAGCAGGUGCUGAUUUCCAUGUACAAAUCCACAAUUUAUUACAAAUAAGAUAUAUAUUACGACAUAUUAUAAUUCAUUCAAAAUCAUAUUAACACAGCUGGCUACCUAUUUAACACAUUUUGUAUGAUGACUUCCUUUUACUAAAUGGUAUAUCGACAUCUUAAUGAUCAUAAUAUGGGCUUUGAGUACUGAUUGUUUUUGUAUGGAAACUGAACAUCAGAUUGUCAACUGUUUCAUUUAAGAAUAAUCUGGUUGAAAAGAACACUCAAUCUUCUAUUCUUAAUUCAAAGCAAGUAUCCCCUUUGAUAUAUUUCGACAAAACAACUUCAUCUUCUCAUUGUUCUAUCGGAAUUCUUAAUUCGAUUAAAGGCGGUCUGAGUCAGUUCGCUCUCCAUUAUUCAUAUUUUCAGUAGACUAAUUUUUCUUAGAAAAGGUGAAUAAAAUAACUGGUGUUAUAGUCUUUUCAAAUAUUUAGAUCACACUAUAAUUGAUAGGUUAACUUGCUGUAGUAUAAAAUGUUUGAAUUUCAUUAUAUGAAAUGGUUUAUUACAUAAACCACUAAAAUUAAUCAUUAAUUAGUUAAAAUAUUUCUAGAUAAGUUGUUGUCGCUAAAUGUCUACGGGUAUUUUUCUGAGUUUAUAAAGUGACUACUAAAAACUAACUACAUACUUUUAUAAAUCUUCAAAUGUUUUGAAUUGAUAUACGAAAUUGGCGCUUAAAUAUUUUUUUUACCCAAUUACGACUUAAGUAACACAUUUCCAAAACAUAUUUUAUUAUUAUUAUAAGCUUUAUUCAACAUUAUAUUUUUGGUACAAUAUUGAAUUCUCAGCAUAAAGUAUUUCAACAAGUUUCCUUUUCUUAUAUCUUGAUCGAUCCUGACGAUAAAUAUUGAGUGAUGGCCAGUUAGAUGUUAGGAGUUCGAUAAUCGACAUCUGAAUAAUGUUCAUUCGUUUCAAUGCAUAUUGCAAGCCACCUUAUGUCUCUGGUUGUACCUUUUUGUAAUCCGUACAGCGAAAGAUUGUAAACUUUUCAUAAACGCGCCUGAAUAGGUUGUGAGCUCAAUAGACAUAAUAAUGUGUUAAAACAAACAAAAAAACAGAUAACUUGACGAAAUAUCUAGAUGGGAGGAACAGGUAGUCCAGAUAUUCAAGCAGGCCGCCGAUGACAUAAUUCGAAUUAAUUAUAAAUGUCUAGUACAACAUUUUUACUGUUCAAUUGCUAGAAAACUGACCGAACAAUUUAAUUAUUUUGCAGUAGUGUUUUAUUCAAUUGAUCUUCCAAAUGUUAUUUUCACUUGUGCAUAGUAAACAUGGAUCAUUCUUUCGUAGUUAUUAAAUUCAAGUUUAUUUUUUAAAAUUUUUCUUCCAACAUUUAAUACAUUUACUUAAUCUGCUAUGUCCAUAAUUUCUAUUGCAUAAAUUAAUAGUAGAUUUGAUUUGUUU
Schistosoma spindalis is the source of this 4237-nucleotide messenger RNA. NCBI's taxonomy places the organism in Eukaryota, Metazoa, Platyhelminthes, Trematoda, Strigeidida, Schistosomatidae. The record is from the annotation of a GenBank genome assembly.